AAUUGAAAUAGUUUUAACUACCGUUGAUGUAGGAAACAUCAUAGUAUGGCCCACCACGCGCGGUUAGGGCCGUUUUAUGAUCCCAAGUUGGACCAGGAUAUUUUAAGUCAAACACUAAGAGAGACGUCACCGCACAAAUGGGACCUUAGUACAGAAAGGGGUCAUCAAACAUGGACCCCAACAAGUUUUGACAGAACACACACUACUUUUGGCAAGUCUAAUAAAGUGCAGGAGAGUUGGACUUCCCAUGUGAGACAACAAGGAGAUCUAUUCUAUGUUGAUGUGAAUGGUAGUCAUGUUAGUGGACCUGUACAACAGCAGCAACACUACAGCAGUGGGUCACUUCACCACAGCAAUGGGUCACUUCACCAUAGCAGUGGGUCAUUUCACCACAGCAAUGGGUCACUUCACCAUAGCAGUGGGUCACUAAACCAUAAUGAUAAUUCAAACCAUAACUACAGCAGUAGGCUUGGACAGCCUCCAAAAAAUAAUAUCCAUGAAGGGAAACAAAAUGGUCUCACCCCAACACAGAGACCUAUGGUCAAUGGACAAGUUCAGAAUAAUGGCAGUCGUUUGAGUUCAAAUGGUUAUCAUAAAAACAAAUCAAAGUACAUUUCCCAAGACUUUGAUGAUGAAUAUGUUGAGUUGGACAGAAACGGCUAUAACUCAUGGAUGUCUUCUCCACAGAUUAGCAACAAAUAUCACGAUAUAAAUCAUGAUGUUAUUAACCAAGAACAUGGUGGUAAAAUAAAGCAUGUGUAUCUGUCACCCAAUUAUAAAAACUGUAAAAAUGGUGGACAGAUGUCAGGGAUUAAAUUGUGUGAGAAGAUGUUUGGGAUUAAAUUGUGCCAAUACAAUGACAAGACACGUGUUAACAACAACAAUAAUAUUGUGAAGGACAGAAAAGUUAUUGUGCAAGCUGUAGUGCCAGGUAGUGCAGCAGAAAAAUGUCGACAGAUACACAGAGGUGAUAUGAUGUUGGGUAUUAAUGAUUUGGAAGUGUCUUGGGUAAACCUUGAUAAAACCUUCAACUCCAUUUCAAACAAAAAGGUAAAGGUGACUUUCCAGGUGCCAGUUGUGAUUGGACCUCAGACACCUCCACCGGUGCCACUACCUACAUACAAGCAUUCCUUGCCACCUAAAGCUCCACCUCGACAGGAGGGAGAGGACAUUGUUCAGUUAGUGGCUGGAACAACGACUGGGGCAUUGUCCAGCAAGUUCCAAUCUUGUCUGUGUUCAUUCAUGUACCUUACUCUAGAGGACAACGGCAGUGAAUCGGAAAAUGCAGAAGAUGAUAUUCUGUAUAUGUUCCCGCGGGAUGAAAGCAUUGCAACAGAAGUUAGGGGUAUGUUUCUGACCCUGUGUGGAGUUCUUCCCGAUAUCACUGGGUCAGCAGUACAAACAUCCACGUUAUUGUACAAAGGACAAUAUAUCCAUGUAGUGUACAGUCGAUACGGACAAGAUUUACUGAUAAUGACCAUGCCAGCGAACAGGGUGCCACUUCCAUACCUUCAAUGUAUCAAGUCUGAACUAGAACAGGUGAUGGAUUUGCUCUUUAGCUCAACAUCAAGAGCAUUCAGGAAACCCAGACAUAAAAGUCAUCUGGACCAGCUGUUCAGUCUGACUCUCAACAAAAUCUUUGGUUCUGAUAACUUUAGUACUACCUCUAGUGCAUCCAGUAAAGCCCUGUGUGGAUCUAUACCUGGUACCCAAUCAUUGGUGUUAUCACAAGAUAACAAGAUUCUAUGCGAUGAAAUACUCAGUGAAUUUGAAGCUGCAGAUUUUGACGACUUGGAAGAAGAUUUGCCAUUUGACAGAAGGACAUUUUCAAUACUUGGCACUUGUUUAUUCUAUAAGGAGUACUUGCUCUGUAACCACCUAGCAACAGAGGACCUGCAGGAUGUCCAUUUAUUUCUCAAGUAUCACUGCUUGCUUCACCUUGUGUCCAGACAGAAUGUUGAGGAGCUGGUCAUUUGGAGGGAGGUGUUCCCUUCCCGCCUUUGUCGACCUUCUCAGUCCUCUCCUGUUGGGUAUGAGGAGCCUUCUGGUCGCUGGUUCCUCCUUAUUGUAGGAAUGAAAAGUUUCCUGUUGGCCACCUUGUUGGAGGCAGGUGGAUGUGCAAGGACAAUUGAUGGGAACCCCCGUCCAGAUCCAUUUUAUAUCAGUCAGGCCAAAGCAACCUUGUUACAGCUUGAGACUGAUGAUGUAGCCAUGGCUGAGUGCUGUGAGAAUAGGUUGAGCUCUGAGAGGAGUGGCCCAUCCCUUGCCAGUACUGAUGCACUAAUGCUGGGUACUAAACCCAAGAGAGAAGAAUCAACACCUUCCAAAUCACAAGGUUCACCCAAGUCACCUGCUGUCACUACUAGACCUGCACCAGAUUCCUCAUGGCCAUUAGGCUCAUAUUAUGUCACUAAUAGAACAUACAUCUAUAGUCAUGAUGAUCAAGAAGGGGACAGGGUAUCUCAUGGGAAAGGUACUGCUUAUACAGGGAGUGAGACAUCUACCCCAGUGAUGAGACGUCAGGGCAGUAAGCUGUCAUAUGGAUCCAAUGACUCUGGUGGGAGUGGCAGCAGUGCCGGGGUCAGUCGUGGUAACACAAGCAAGACCCUUAGCAAAGCUGGGUCAGUGUUCGAUAUGGCCAGUAUGAACCAGAGUCUGACUGCAGUUUCUGACGAGAACAAAUCUGUCUACCCAAUUAAAGUCACAAAGGGAGUGGACAAUGUGUUAUUUCACUAUCUAAACUUUGAUGGCCUGGAAGGAGUUUAUGUGUGCCCCACAGCUCAGGAGAUGUGCAUGUCUCAGGGAGCACUACAUACUCAAGUUCUACACAAUUUUAACACCUCCUGUCUUCAACUACGCAAGAAAUUCCAACGGACAUAUAUGAAAUCGGAGACAGCAUGCAAGCGAAAGUUUGGUGAGGAUACCACCUUCAGACAUGUUCAGGAGCAGGGCACAUUAUUCCAGUACAAGCCCAGUGUGGCACCAGAUGUCAAGAAAGUUCCACCAGCUCAGAGUUACUGGGUAGUUGGGCGACAUUACCCUGGAAACAGAGAAUUAUUUGUCUGCUUCCAUGAAAGUGUGCCCCAGACAGCUAUAGAACUAGCAUUCCGCCUGGAUUUUGGAUCCUGACUAACCAUCUGUAACAAGCCAAGGAGACACUUUAUAUCUUCUGUCCAGCAGCGUUAAAGUUUUUCCACAAAAAAAACCACUUCAUUCCAAAAGUGAAAAAAUUGCAAUUUUUCAAAGUAAGAAAAUAUUGUUUUGUCACUUAGAUAGUGUGUAGACAGGAGACCAUCCUGCAUCUUCCCUAGCAGGUUGAUGUGUUGGGACACAGAAUAUAGACAGUGCAUAAUACUAAGGUGUGAACAUUCUAGAAGACUACAUCAUAAUAGAAUUGGUGCAAUCAUGUAUUUUCAGUUAAUUAUUUCAAACAAAUUGCUAGGUGAUUUUGUAUUUGCAAUAAUGUGUCUUCUUUAUCUUUUGUUGAAAAAUUACAGGGUUUCAAAGGAUAUUGUAGAAUCCAAUCAGUUAAGGAAAUCAAUAAUUAGUGCUUUUGUAAUGUUUAAAAGGAUGGAACGAGGUAAAGUUCUUCUGUUUCAAUUUUAAAGAUAAAUUUUUA
Molecule: messenger RNA, 3619 nt
Organism: Ylistrum balloti
Lineage: Eukaryota; Metazoa; Mollusca; Bivalvia; Pectinida; Pectinidae
Product: protein inturned-like
Exons: 18
Coding region: 46-3129 (1027 amino acids)
Biological process (GO): nervous system development; vesicle-mediated transport; cilium assembly
Cellular component (GO): cytoplasm; cilium
Molecular function (GO): protein binding
Source: RefSeq, a predicted model, not a curated record